This is a messenger RNA of Monoraphidium neglectum, 2094 nucleotides long. RefSeq lists its product as hypothetical. The coding region runs from base 1 to 2094 and encodes 697 amino acids. Gene Ontology annotation, biological process: protein phosphorylation; intracellular signal transduction. Lineage: Eukaryota; Viridiplantae; Chlorophyta; Chlorophyceae; Sphaeropleales; Selenastraceae. The record is from RefSeq and is a predicted model, not a curated record. Gene Ontology annotation, molecular function: MAP kinase activity; ATP binding. Gene Ontology annotation, cellular component: nucleus; cytoplasm. The transcript is spliced from 11 exons.
AUGCCCUUGCACCCCCGGUAUGAGCAGCACCAACAUCACCGGCACCAGCACUACCACCAGCAGCAACACCACCAGCACCACAACCAGCAGCAGCAGCAGCAGCAGCAGCAGCAGCAGGAGCAUCACGCGCCGCAGCAGCACCAGCCGCAGGCGCAGCAGCAGCCCGCGGCAGCCACGUCGCGCUCCAUGGACCCAAAGGAGUUCUUCACAGACUAUGGGGAAGCCAAUCGAUACACGAUCAAGGAGGUGAUUGGCAAGGGCAGCUACGGCGUGGUGUGCAGCGCGGUGGACAACUAUACCGGAGAGAAGAUCUGCACCAGCCGGCGCGGCGGGGGCAGCAGCUUGAGGGAGCGGCGGCCGCCGGGGCGGCCGCUGGGCGACGGUGGAGGCGGGGCCUCGGCCGCCGCCAGGCGGGUCGCGAUCAAGAAGAUCAACAACGUGUUUGAGCAUGUGUCUGACGCCACGCGCAUUCUGCGGGAGAUCAAGCUGCUGCGGCUGCUGAAGCACCCGGACAUUGUGGAGAUCAAGCACAUCAUGCUGCCCCCCAGCCCGCGCGACUUCAAGGACAUCUACGUGGUGUUUGAGCUCAUGGAGACGGACCUGCACCAGGUCAUCAAGGCCAACGACGACCUGACGCCGGAGCACCACCAGUUCUUCUUAUACCAGAUGCUGCGGGGCCUGAAGUACAUCCACUCUGCCAAGGUGUUCCACCGGGACCUCAAGCCCAAGAACAUCCUGGCCAACAGCGACUGCAAGCUCAAGAUCUGCGACUUUGGCCUCGCGCGCCCCGCGUUCAACGACAUGCCCACCACCGUGUUCUGGACCGACUACGUCGCAACACGAUGGUACAGGGCGCCUGAGCUGUGCGGCAGCUUCUUUGCCAAGUACUCCCCAUCAAUAGACACCUGGUCCAUCGGCUGCAUCUUCGCAGAGGUGCUGACGGGCAAGCCGCUGUUCCCGGGGCGCAACGUGGUGCACCAGCUGGAGCUCAUCACCGACCUCCUGGGCACUCCCUCCCCCGAAAUAAUAGCCAAGGUCCGGAAUGAGAAGGCGCGGCACUUUCUGGUCAACAUGCGCAAGAAGGCCGGCGUGCCCUUUGAGGAGCGCUUCCCCCGCGCCGACCCCAGGGCGCGCGCCCUGCUGAGGCGCCUGCUGGCCUUCGACCCUGCGGACAGGCCCAGCGCGGAGGAGGCCCUGGCGGACCCCUACUUUUCAAACCUGCACUCGCCGGCGCGCGAGCCCAGCGCCGCGGCCAUCAGCAAGCUGGCGUUCGAAUUCGAACGGCGCAAGCUGGCGAUUGACGAGGUGCGGGAGCUGAUCUACAGGGAGAUCCUUGAGUACCACCCGCAGGUGCUGCAGGACUACAUGACUGGCGGUCGCCUGCCCUCCUUUGUCUACCCGUCUGCCGUUGACAACUUCAAGCGCCAGUUCAUGUACCUCGAGGGGCAGCACCACCAGCAGCAGCAGGGGCAGCAGCAGCAGGUUCAGCAGCAACAGCAGCAGCAGCAGCAGCAGCAGCCGGCCCACGCGGCCGGCGAUGGCAGGGAGCCCGGUGUUGCGGGCGCCGGCGGCGUCAGGCAGGCCGUGGCGACGUCUGGGCGGCCAAUCAUGGCGGCCACGUCGCUGCCGCGCGAGCGCGCGUUUGAGUUCCAGGCAGAGGCAGCCAAGUACUCGCACCUGCUGCCCGCCAACGCGGCGGCGGCGGCGGCGGCAGCGGCAGCGGCGGCGGCAGCGGCCCAGCAGCAGCAGCAGCUGCACCAGCUGCAGCAGCAACAGCAGCAGCAGCAGCACGGCGCGGUGGCUGUCUCCAGCUACCAGGUCCAGGCGACCUCCGCCAGCUGCGCCGCGCAGCAGCUACUGCUACUGCAGCAGCAGCAGCAGCAGAUGGCGGCGGCGGCGGCCGGCGACCUCGCGCACGGCCGGGUGGGGGGCCAGCAGGCGGCGGAGGCGCUGGGCAGCUGCGUGCGCAGCAUGACGAUGAUGGACCACUGCGGUCAGCCCGUGCAGCUGCCGUUUGCCCCGGGGGCGCCGCUCUUCCAGGUCAACCCCAUCCUCAGGAGCAGCAGCUACCAGCCAGCUGCCAUGCAGCGCUGA